Molecule: messenger RNA, 1455 nt
Organism: Cucurbitaria berberidis CBS 394.84
Lineage: Eukaryota; Fungi; Ascomycota; Dothideomycetes; Pleosporales; Cucurbitariaceae
Exons: 5
Coding region: 1-1455 (484 amino acids)
Cellular component (GO): mitochondrion
Molecular function (GO): metal ion binding; metalloendopeptidase activity
Source: RefSeq, a predicted model, not a curated record
AUGGCUUCCCGGCGGCUCGCACUCAACCUGCAGCAGAGCAUGCGCUCUCGCGCCGCCAUCAACGCGAUCAAGUCGUCCAAGGCCUCGCCCUUGACCAGAGGCCUCGCGACGCCCGUCGCCUACGGCUCCAAGACCGAGUCGACGACACUCAACAAUGGCUUCACGAUCGCUACCGAGCACUCCCCGUGGGCUCAGACGUCGACCGUCGGUGUUUGGAUCGAUGCUGGCAGCCGCGCAGAGACGGAUAAGACGAACGGAACCGCACACUUCCUGGAGCAUCUUGCCUUCAAGGGAACCCAGAAGCGCACACAGCAGCAACUGGAACUCGAGAUAGAAAACAUGGGCGGCCACCUCAACGCCUACACCUCGCGCGAAAACACCGUCUACUACGCCAAGGCCUUCAACAACGAUGUCCCCGCCGCUGUCGAUAUCCUCUCCGACAUUCUCCAGAACUCGAAGCUCGAGCCCCAGGCCAUCGAGCGUGAGCGUGAUGUCAUCCUCCGCGAACAGGAGGAGGUCGACAAGCAGCUCGAGGAGGUCGUAUUUGACCACUUACACGCCACCGCUUUCCAAGGCCAGCCGCUCGGUCGCACCAUCCUCGGACCCAAGGAGAACAUCCAGAGCAUCCAGCGCUCCGACCUCGAAAACUACAUCAAGACCAACUACACCGCUGACCGCAUGGUCCUCGUUGGCGCUGGUGGCAUUCCCCACGCGCAGCUCGUAGAUCUCGCCGAGAAGCACUUCGCCAGCCUGCCUGCCGAGCCCCAGGACUACACCUCCAAGUCCAUCGCCGCUGAGCAGAAGCAGAAGCCCGACUUCAUCGGCUCCGAGGUCCGCCUUCGGGACGACACCAUGGGUACCGCCAACAUUGCCAUUGCUGUAGAGGGUGUCAGCUGGAGCGACCCUGACUACUUUACCGCGCUGGUUACACAGGCUAUUGUCGGCAACUGGGACCGCGCCAUGGGCAACUCUGCCUAUCUUGGUAGCAAGCUCAGCAACUUCAUCUCGCAGAACAACUUGGCCAACAGCUUCAUGAGCUUUUCCACCAGCUACUCGGACACUGGUCUUUGGGGUAUCUACCUCACCAGCUCCAACGUCACCUCGCUCGACGACCUCGUUCAUUUCACUCUCCGCGAAUGGUCUCGUCUUUCCAUGAACGUCACCUCCGCCGAAGUCGAGCGCGCCAAGGCCCAACUCAAGGCCUCCAUCCUGCUUGCUCUUGACGGCACCACCGCCGUUGCGGAGGACAUAGGCCGACAGAUUGUUACCACCGGCCGCAGGUUAUCACCCGAGGAGGUUGAGCGUGUGGUUGGCCGUAUCACAGAGAAGGACGUCAUGGAGUUCGCGAGAAACAAGCUUUGGGACAAGGAUGUAGCUAUUUCAGCCGUUGGCCAGAUUGAGGGCCUGUUGGAUUACAACCGUAUCAGGGGUGAUAUGAGCAGGAUGCUUUCAUAA